UCCGCCCGUUCCUGCUUGCACCGCUUCAGCCUAGCAGUGAGCACCACUUGGCAGAGCAUAUCCUGUGGAAUUGUGGCUAUCGUUCUCUCGCGUUAUCUGGCACACACAUCUUUGCGCUGGGCAGCUGUGGUUCUCAGCAUAAUGAAUGCAAUAAUCUCUGCAGCCUGUACGGUAGGCCUUACUGUAUCUGUUAUAAUCACUGUGGCCAAUGAAGGACGAACUCUGUUGUCUACAUGUUCAUCCAACAACCUGCAGCUUAUGCAGAUAUCCCAUCAAUGUCCCUUUGAUCCUACACGUAUCUAUAGCACAACAUUAUGCCUCUGGGUGAUCUCUAUACUACUGGAUGCUGCAGAAAUGGUGUUCAGCGCACAAUGCUACUUUACAGUACUCCAGCUGAUGGAUGUUCAUCUGUGUCACAAGAAAAGGAAGAAGGUCAGAAUACAGACACCUUUAGAAGAAAGGAGAGCAAGCGUAGAGGAAGAAAUGCUUCGCAGCUAUCUAUAGUGAGUGGCUUUGAAGAUUCGAAGACUAAUGGAUACACAGCAACCCUAACGGUUAAAUACCAAGACAUGCCUCUAUGUCAAAAUCUGCAGCAGGAUCCUGUGGAAAAAUGUCCCAUCUGCAGUAAAUGGACCCGUAUUUUAGAUGCAAGUGGAUGGAACUUUCAUAUAAAGCCUUAAUAUUUUGGGAUCUAGGAAUACAUAUACAGAUUUGUGCAUUUUCAAACACAAGAGAUGCAUGCAGAGAUGCAAACUGAGGACAGCAUUUGGACAUGGAUACAAGACUUUAUUUCUUAUAGAAAAGAUAACAGUGCUCCCCCUGUUUUUGGGCUUUUUCAGUGAAAGAAAUUGCUGAAUGCUGGACUUUACGGCUUGCCUCCUCCAUAUUCACCACUUUCCUAAAAACAUGAUGAACAGUAACAGAACCUGAAGAAACAAUCCAUUAUCCAUGACUAUGACUGGGUACCUGGACAGCUGCCAUAAGCAAACAAUGCCAGCUAGUGCACUAAUACGUCAUCCCGAUUUAUACUUCAGGCAGGAUAUUGCCGAUAAAAUAAGAAUACUAUCAACUAUUCACAGCUUCAUGCAGAGCAUCCUUGCACUCUAAAGUCAUUCUGCAUACAGAGAUGGAUGCAGUCAUGCUGUGAACAUUCACAGAAAUACAGAGCUAAUGCAGGCUGCAUUCUAGCCUUUUUACGAAUAGCAACGAUAAAGAAAAGGAACUUCUCCACAAAGUUUUCCUCAUUAUUAGAAAGAAACAGACUGGAGUCAAAAGAAAAAAUUUGGUACUGUGUUAGCCAGUUUUAUUGCACUCAGGGAGAAAUAAUGUAAUAACAAUCUUGCAGAUAGGAUAACUUGUAAUGGCAAGCAAAAAUAAAAGACAUUGGCCCUGAUUUACUAUUGCAAACCCGACAUGUUUUGUUGGUUUCUGCGCCAGAAUCUGUGCCAGAAUUGAAAAAGCCUGACUAACUCCAUUUUACCGAGAAAACCCCGGAAAGGGUCAUGGCCGCAGUGAAAAGGGGCAUGUUUCCGACAUUUUCACAAAAAAACAUAUUUACUAAGGUUUCCACAGAAAAAUUUACUAAGGUUUCCUACAGAUCAGAGCAUGUGUAAAAAAAAAAAAAGCAAAGUGUAGGGAAAAGUGCAAAAUGUAGGGAAGCCUUUGUAAAUACCAUGGAAAAAAAAUUGUAGUGAAAUAAAACCCACAAAGAAACAUACACUCCAUUCUUAGUAAAUCAGGGCCAUUAUGUUAAACAACAACUUCAAGAUGGUGUGUGGCCAAGUCCCAAAACAAUUUUAUUAAUAUAUGGUUUUUAAAUAUCUUAGGAUGCCCUGAUCACACACCUUUUUAAGUUUUUUUGAUAUUAACUUCUGUUCUUGAGAUAAGAAGGCUUGUAAUUUGUCUGACAAUUCCGGGAAUCAGAUGGGUGUGAACAUAAUAUAAAAAAUAGGAGGGAAUAUAAAGUGAUGGGUGGGAUUAUACAGUUAAGGGAUAUUAAUAUUGUACAUUUAGGGGGGAUGCCUAAUACACACCUCCUGACUGUAUAAUCUCGGUCAUUCAAUCCAAUUAUUAAAAUUAAGUUCACACCCAUCUGACCGAUUUCCUGAAUUGUGUGAUAAACUAUAAACCCACAUAUCUAGGGAACAGGAGGGCAUAUCAAUAAAUUGUAAUAAGGUAUGAUCAGGGUAUACUGAGCUAUUAAACGAUAACACAAUCUCAUUUUAUGUGGUUAGGCACAGGUUCUCUUUAAGGGUAUGUUCACACUACGUAUUUUGAACGGAAUUCCACGAGCGGAGAUACCAUAGGACUGUGUGGCACUGCGCCGUGACUACUGAUGGCUAUGAAGUGCUCAAGGACUUCCGUGCAAAGAAUGAACAUGUUCUUUCUUUGCGGGAAUCAAUUUCAGCGGCGGAAUUCUCUGGCGUGGAAAUUCUGCAAUGUGAACGGGUCCGCAAAAGACCCAUUCACACUGUUAGAAGUUCACACCGCGGAAUCACGACACGCACUUCAGCGUGCGGAAUUCCGCACUAAUUAUGUAGUGUGAACAUACCCUAAGUCUCUUCAGAUCUAACAUCUGGUUUUAUUAUGCUGCAUGAAGAAAUCUAAGUUGUCUGGAAAGCUUACUAUUUACCAUAAUUUCUUUUAUUUUUGCUAGCCACUAAAAAGGUAUCCUAUCUGUAAGACUCCUGUUUUACUUUUUGAGGGCAAUAAAACUUACAUUUAAAAAAUGUGACUAAACUACAGUAAUAAAAGUAUGGCUCCUGCUUCCUGGUGAAAUGUCUGCAUGGACAGAGCUCUGAAUAAUGUUUAGACAGUAAGACAUGUAAAAAGUGGACAGAAUCCAGGUUUAAAAGUCCAGUUAGAAAUAUCAACAAUAAAAGUAUUACAACACAUGAAAGCUAAUUCGCUAAUUCUGCUAAAAAAAAGAACAAAGCAUAAUGACAGUCAUGCCAUUCCACACUACACUGAAGUCUUAAAGUUGCCUUCUAUGGGUAAGAAUACAUAAGAACUUCUGAAUGCGCUCAGCCUCAAUAGUUAAGCACAUAGAGCAAGCAAAACAAACAAAAACACUCAAACUAACAUAUCUGUUAAAUUGGUCUGUUACUCAUAUCCACUCCUUAUUCUACAAAUUGGGGGUAGUAGCCUUGUGUUCAGUAGUGCCACCAAGUGGUUCAACUGUCAUGAGAAAAAAUACUGUGUAAUCCUAAAAUGACACUUCUUGUGUACUUCAGUCAGGAUUUCAUUUUUACAUAUCAAUUGUUCAU
Molecule: messenger RNA, 3266 nt
Organism: Hyla sarda
Lineage: Eukaryota; Metazoa; Chordata; Amphibia; Anura; Hylidae
Gene: TMEM54
Product: transmembrane protein 54
Exons: 5
Coding region: 142-504 (120 amino acids)
Source: RefSeq, a predicted model, not a curated record